ACAACAAAAAUUAUAAUAAGAACGUUUUAUCGUGUUGAGUUUUAAACGAAUGUUAAAAAAUAAAUCUUUAAUUAUACGUGUUUAACAUGAUUAUCAUUUAACAUUAAUCAUCACUCAUUGUAAAAUUAUUUUCAGAAUCUCCUAUUACCAGUGACCAUGUGCACAAAGCGAACGAUGCAUUACAUAAUUACAAAUCUAACGAAGAUACUUUGCGUCUAAUUUCAGUGAUCCGAUGUCUCUAACUACAUUUUUUUGCUGCCUGAACGUUACUACUUCGGAACGCUCUCCUGAGCGUUCGACGCGCACGGCCGACUCUUAUCUUGUUCAAUCGAGAAAUUUGCUGUGCGGUAUGGUUCUUAUAUCGGUUACGGAGACUCCAAGAUUUUUAAAAUGCUGCUUUACAGUCAUCCAUACGGUGAAGAUUUCAUUGUUAAAAAGUUGGAGUGUAUUUUGCAUGUGGCAAAACGUAUUUUUAAGCGCGCUAAUAAGGCAAGAAAAGCUCUCAUACAAAAGAAGAAAAUUGAAAAGAAAAACGCCGAACCGCUGAAAAAAAAAAAAAUAAGAACCAUAGCAAAAACAGUAGUGAAGAGAAAAACGACUGUUGUGAAAAAAGUUCCUGAAGUCAAAACUAAAAAUUUACAAUCAAGUUGAUGAAAGAACUCUCAGAGAACUACGGUUUAGCAGUCAGAAGAAAUAUGAAUUCUUUAUAGAAUAUGCGCAACGAGAUUUGAGCAGGAUACUAUCACCAAAUUUCGACUGAUGCCAAGCCGAAGCAUUCUAAGUGUUCCAUCGAUUGGUGAAAGUACCUCAAAGCUAAGGCACAUGGCACCUAAACACAUGUUUAACAGCAAAAAAAGUUGUUGAAAUUGCGUGCAAAGUUUCUGCAUGUAUCUUCAACGAAGGAUUCCGAACAGUGAUGAAGAUAAUGGAAACGAUGGGCAUGAAACUUGGGCCAGGAGCGAUCGACUUUGCUAAAAGACGCGACGACCGACGUAUCGAAUGUGUGAACCGUCGAAGCUCUGAGUGCUCAAAAGAUGCCAGAUCAAAGUGGAAGAAGGCAAGGCUGGAAGAAAUUGAAGAAUUUGAACAAGAAGAAGGUCUUUUGUACGGUCCAGGCAUCGCAGAUUAAGUUUAGAUUAUGCGUCAUGGAGAACGAGCACCUCAGGAUACUUAUCCAAAUGAUCCUUACGUUUCGGAUACAAUGAAACCUUAUGGUUGGGGUCAAUUAACUAACGUAGGUCGAGUCAAUCAGUAUAAUCAAGGAAUCUACUUAAGGCAACGUUACAAUCGAUUUCUUGGUGAAACUUAUAGUCCUGAUAUAUUUCAUUUACAAUGUACGUCAGUAGAUCGUACGAAAAUGUCAGCAAUGUUAGAAGCAGCUGGAUUAUGGAAACCAACCGAAGAACAAUCGUUCAAAGCUGAUUUUCCUUGGCAACCAGUUACCUUGUUUUAUCAACGCCGUUCUGAAGAUACGCUUAUGUUAAUUUGGGAUACGUGCCCUAAGUAUGCUCAAGCACGUAAUAAGAUUUUACAAUUACCGGAAGUACAAGAUGUUCAAAAUAAAAAUGAACAACUUUACGAAGAAUUAAGUAAUUUAACAGGCAUGACUAUUGCAACACCCGAAGAUGUUAGCUCGUUGUACAGCACGUUAAAAGCAGAGGAAACAAUGAAUUUGACAUUACCUGAUUGGACUAAAAAAUAUUAUCCAGAUAAAUUAAUACCAUUUACGUUGUAUGAUUUUCAACUUAACACUUACAACGAUAUGCUUAAAAGACUUAAAGGUGGUCCUAUGCUUAAGAAAAUCCUUUACGACAUGUUGGCGAAAAAGGAAAAAACUUUACAUCCUGAAACGAGAAAAAUGUUUAUGUACGUUGGACAUGACAGUACUGUUGUAACAUUACUUGAUGUAUUACAUAUUUGGAAUAAUCAAAUGCCAGAAUAUAAUAUUAUGAUUAUGAUUGAACUUCAUGAAGAUGCCAAUGGUUGGAAUGUUCAGAUAUUCUUAAGAAAUACAACCAAUUACGAGCCAUAUCCGAUGACUAUACCCGGAUGUGAUACGAUUUGUCCUAUUGACGAAUUUAUACAAAUUUUAAAACCAAUGAUUCCUGACAAUUGGGAAGAGGAAUGUAAAACUGACGGAGAUUAUAUUAUGCCACCAGCACCGGCGCCUUAAUUUAUUACAAUUAAUAGUUUUAAGAAGAAAAUUUCUGACAUUAUUUUAAGUCAAGAAAAACUUUAGUAUUAUUUAUAAAUAUACAAAUGUUUUACACGGACAUAUCAACUAGACAAAUGAUAUGUAUCAUUUGUUACUAAUAUACAGGCUGUGAUUACAAAUGGAUUAAAUUUGAUGAAGAAA
Messenger RNA from Polistes dominula (European paper wasp), 2356 nucleotides. RefSeq names its product lysosomal acid phosphatase. Gene Ontology annotation, biological process: dephosphorylation. Lineage: Eukaryota; Metazoa; Arthropoda; Insecta; Hymenoptera; Vespidae. The record is from RefSeq and is a predicted model, not a curated record. Gene Ontology annotation, molecular function: phosphatase activity.